Messenger RNA from Lates calcarifer (barramundi perch), 1872 nucleotides. It is a transcript of the gene btbd17a, whose product is annotated as BTB (POZ) domain containing 17a. Gene Ontology annotation, molecular function: protein binding. The transcript is spliced from 3 exons. The coding region runs from base 48 to 1499 and encodes 483 amino acids. The record is from RefSeq and is a predicted model, not a curated record. NCBI's taxonomy places the organism in Eukaryota, Metazoa, Chordata, Actinopteri, Centropomidae.
CAGAAAGCCAGAUGCAGCAAGCACAGACAGAAGAAGACUGAGAAAAGAUGGUGAAACAAGUUGCUCUGAUCCACGCAUGGAUGCUGCUACUGGCCCUCUGUCUUCAGCUGGGAGCAGCUGCUGCAGGUAAGUUACCUCUCAGUGACAGUGCCCAGGAUGGAGGUGGCAGCGGCGGGGACACCAUCAGCCACUCCCUGACCCUGGUGCAGCGUCUGGAGGCCCUGCUGCUUCAGGGAAACGGGAGUGACGUGUCGCUGAGGGUGGAGACGCCCAGCGCGGACGAAGUGAAGAUGAUCCAGGCUCACUCUCUGGUGCUCUCCCUGCAGAGCCCUGUGUUUGAGGAGAUGCUGUUGAGCCGCAACAGCAGCACACUGGUCCUCAAAGAGAGCUCUGACUGUGCCGCUGUGUUUGACAAGUUCAUCAGGUAUCUGUAUUGUGGAGAGAUUUCUGUGCGUCUGGACCAGGCCACACCUUUACACAAGCUGGCCACUAAGUACCAGGUUUUGGGUCUCCAGCAAGGCAUCACCCAGUACAUGACCCAGAAUCUAGCCCAGGAGUCCCCCUCAGGUCACGUGGCGAGCUGGUAUGAGUACGCCCUGCAGGCCGGGGACGUGACUCUGAGGGAUAGCUGCCUUCAGUAUCUGGCCUGGAACCUGUCAUCUGUGCUGCAGAGCGGAGAGUGGGUGACCAUCAGCAGCCAGCUGCUCAUGUCCCUGCUGCAGCGCUCAGACCUGGUCCUGCAGAGCGAGAUGGAGCUCUUCGCAGCACUGGAGGCCUGGAUUAUUCAGAAUGAACCAGAUGGUUUGACAGCAGAGAACGCUUUGAGAGCUGUGCGCUACGCCAUGAUGCCUCCUCGAGAGCUCUUCCGCCUACAGACCCAGUCCUCAGUCCUGGCUCGCUAUCAGGAGUCAGUGCGUGACCUGCUCUACAUGUCCUACCAGUUUCAUUCAUCCUCACCGAUGCAUAUGGCCAAAUACUUUGAUGUGAACUGCAGCCUCUUUAUGCCCAGAAACUACCUGUCUCCAGUGUGGGGGUCGCCCUGGAUCAUCAGCAACCCAACACGAGACGACCGCAGCACCAGCUUCCAGACCCAGCUGGGGCCCAGCGGCCACGACGCCAGCAAGCGGGUGACAUGGAACGCCUUGUUCUCACCUCGCUGGUUACCCCUCAGCAUGAGGCCGAUGUACACGGAGACAGGCGCCAUGCAGCCAACACGAGUGGAGGGAGGGCGACCUCGCAUCAUCAUCACCCCGGCCACGUCCAGUGCUGAUUUUGCCGGGGUGAACUUCCAAAAGACGGUGCUUGUGAUGGCUCAGCAGCAAGGCAAGGUGGUGGUGAAACACGUCUACAACUUCCAUCAGAGCACAGAGGAAAACGGCGAUUUCUUGGCUGAGGCCGACCUCUACCACCGGACGUCUGAGUACCUCAUUGACAGCUCCCUCUUCCUCCACAUUGUGGUGAAGCCGCUGUACCAAACCCUCAUAACCACCAAGAACUAACCUUCCGCCCUCCUCUCCAUGUGACCACCUUACCUCACCGCAUACAGUCCAAUCCUCUGAAGUGACAUCUCGUUCAUAUCACAUUAUGGGGACAUGGAUCUGAAUCCACCUCAUGUGUGAUGUUUGGAUCAUUUGUCUCAUACAACUGCUGUUUUCACUGGGCAACUAACGCACCAGAGCUUGAGUCAUGAGUAUCUGAGAGUAUUUUGUAAAUCACGCUGAGUAUAAAAUCACAAUGUGUCUCCUUAAGGAAAAGGCUGGCGAUAUCUGGGGAAAAGACAAAAAAAUGUGGGGCUCCAUUGUUUCCAAAAACUCGUAGAAACACCAUCAGUGAGCCAGUGGACAACAUGUUCUUUAACCACACACACACACA